Drosophila grimshawi is the source of this 3854-nucleotide messenger RNA. It is a transcript of the gene Tmtc2, whose product is annotated as protein O-mannosyl-transferase TMTC2. Lineage: Eukaryota; Metazoa; Arthropoda; Insecta; Diptera; Drosophilidae. Gene Ontology annotation, biological process: protein O-linked glycosylation via mannose. The transcript has 10 exons. The coding region runs from base 230 to 3193 and encodes 987 amino acids. The record is from RefSeq and is a predicted model, not a curated record. Gene Ontology annotation, cellular component: endoplasmic reticulum membrane. Gene Ontology annotation, molecular function: protein binding; mannosyltransferase activity.
ACACACUCACACACAUAUACGCAAAAUAAAAUCACAUAAAAUGCAACGAAAUCAGUUGCAUGAAUUCAGCAACAACAACAACAUCAAGAACAAGUGCAACAAAAACAAGCAGGGAUACAUAAAAUAUUCAAACUAACUAAAAGCAAGGCAAUUUCAUAAGAAAAUUCUUGAAAAUCCAAAUCACAACUCAAGUGCUGCUGCUGCUGCUGUUGCUGGUGCUGGCGGGCACAUGACGCUAAUGGAGCAUCGCUUGGCCCAACCACCGCCACCACUUACCGCUUCACCACUGCUACACGGCACAAUGCUUGCCAAACUGUGGCCUUGGAUGCGGCAGGAGGCGUGCCACUGGCUGCAUAAAUCAAACAUGGACUACACAACGUUGCUGUGCUGCGGUCUGGCUUUCGUAUUAUAUUUGAACACCCUUAAUGCGGGCUUUGUCUAUGACGACAGACGCGCCAUAUUGGGCAAUGCGGACGUCUCUGGUGGAUCGAGUUGGCAGCGCAGCUUUGGCAACGAUUUUUGGGGCACGCCAUUGACGGACAGUGGCACUCAUGGCUCCUGGCGACCGCUUUGCGUGCUGAGCUUCCGGCUGAAUUAUGUGCUUGCCGGUGGCUUUGCGCCGUGGGGCUUUCAUCUCGGCAACAAUCUGUUGCAUUGUGUGGCAACGGCGCUGGUGGUGCGUGUGGCGCGCACGCUGCUCGCCUCUUUCUGGGCGGUACUGGUAGCGGGUGCACUCUUCGCCGCCCAUCCCAUACACACCGAGGCAGUGGCGGGGGUGGUGGGCCGAGCCGACGUCGCUGCCUGUAUCUGCUAUCUGCUAACGUACCUCAGCUAUCUGCGGCACAUGCGCUGGCGCGAAUCCGCCGAUCCCCGCCAGUGGCUGGCCUUAGCCACUACGCUGCUCUUCGCGCUGGCCGCGCUGCUCUGCAAGGAGACGGCCAUAACGGCACUGCUCGUCUGUGCAGCGUUCGAUGUGAUGCGAGCCCUCAGCGGACAGGUGGAUAAGCAACGCCUGCGUUCGCUGUGCAUUGUGCUUGGUGCCCUUGGCUGCAGUGCCUACUAUCGCCUGGUCAUCGUGCCCGGUCCACAGAGCGCCUUCUCCAGCGCUGACAAUCCCAUAGCACGCACUGCGUCCACGUGGACGCGAUUGCUGACAUUUCUGCACCUGCCCGUUGUCAAUUUGAAGCUGCUGCUGCAGCCGCAAGUGCUCAGCUUCGAUUGGGGCAUGGAUGCGCUGACGCGAGUCACAACGCUCUGGGAUCGCCGCAAUGCGCAGUCCGCCUGCUUUUACUCGGUAUUGGUGGGCGUGGCAUGGCGCAGCUGCAAGCUGCUGCUAAAGAGCAGUGAACACGAGAAUAGCAACAAUAAUAAUAAUAAUAAUAAUAAUAAUAAUAAUAGUAAUAAUAACAAUAGCGCCAGCUAUCAGCAUUAUCAUAUACAGAAGGUGGGCAGAAAGUCACGCGCUAAGCGCAAGCGACUCUCCAACAACAACAACAACAGCAAGUACCAAGCCUAUGAGGUAGCCUAUCAACAGGAUGCACUGCCCUGCAGCGACUGCAACAAUAACAACAGCAACGGCGCCUAUGUUUAUGGCGAUGCAACAGCUGCUCCGCACCCGCCACAUUCCUCACAUCCCCUCGUCGUGUCUUCCGCUGUGAGCUUGGCCCUGCUGAAAGCUUUUCGGGGCUCGCGCAGCAGCAGCAGCUGCAGCAACAGCACAACGGCCAGCAACAAGAGUAGCGGCAGCAGCAGCAGCUCCAGUUCUAAUUGCAGCUCCUUGGAUGUUGGCAGUAGUUCUUCCUCCAGCGCCUCCACCUCCUGCUCGGAGUAUAUGUUGAGCGGUAUGCCGGCGCCGGCACGCCGUGCCUGCAUUCUGCUCAUGUCCUGUGCAUUUCUAACGCUGCCAUUUCUGCCCGCGAGCAAUCUGUUCUUCUAUGUGGGUUUCGUCGUGGCCGAACGUCUGCUCUAUCUGCCCAGCGUUGGCUUCUGUCUCCUGGUCGGCUAUGGUGUCUCCAAGCUGCUCGCCUGCCGUCGCUGUCGCAGUUCGCGCCGGACUCGUUGUCUGCUGCUGCUAGGGUUCAGUGUGCUCCUGGCAGCGAUGAGCUUGAGAACGGUGCGCAGGAAUGCCGACUGGCGAGAUGAGGAGAGCCUGUUCCGAAGUGCCAUUAUAGUCAAUCCACCGAAAGCACUGGGUAAUUUGGGCAGUGUGCUGAGCUCACAGGCGCGCUACGAGGAGGCCAAACAGGUGCUGCAGGAGGCCAUCCGGUAUAGGCCCAACAUGGCGGAUGUGCACUUUAAUUUGGGCAUACUGUACCAGAAUCAGCAGGACUUCAAGUCGGCCGUCGAGUGUUUUCAGCGCGCUAUCAAAUUUCGGCCAAGUUUGGCAGUGGCCUAUCUCAAUCUGGGCAUAUCAUUCAUUGCGCUGGGCAAGCGUCAGCAGGCUAUUGAAAUCCUUCAAGUUGGUGCGACGCUGGACGGUACAGCGGUACGCGAUCGCAGUGCCCAUGACCAGGCCAGAAGCUCAGCCUUUCUGCAGUUGGGUGCACUCUACGUGGAGCAGGGCAAAUUGCAGCGAGCGCUUGCUGUCUACCGAGAAGCGUUGUCCUCGUUGCCAACACUCCUGCAGCAAAGAGAGGUGCUCUACCAGCGCAUUGGUGAUGUCUUUGGGCGACUACAGCAGUGGGACGAGGCAGAGCGUCAUCAUCGUGCCGCAUUAGAACUGCAGCCCAACCAGGUGGCGGCGCACUUGAGCUACGGCAUCACGCUGGCCAGAAAUAGCAGUCGCGCUUCGGAGGCGGAAAUGUGGUUCAAGCGCGCACUAAAACUGGCACCGGAACAGGCCAGCGUCUAUCAUCAUUAUGCUGAAUUCCUGGCCUUGCAGUCACGUCAUCACGAGUCCGCUGUUUAUCAUCGACGCGCUGCGGAACUGGCGCCCACGGAUUACGCUUUGGUUGUGGCAGCUGCAACCUCACUGAGAUUGCUCGAUCGCAAAGCAGAGGCGGAGCUGUGGUACCGCAAGGCUGUUGCUUUGCGACCGGAUGACGCACAUGCUCACACUAAUCUGGGGGCCAUAUUGCAUCUGCUGGGACGCACAAAUCAUGCGGCGGCUAGUUAUAAGGAUGCUCUCCGGCUGCAGCCAGGUGAUGCCAUAACGCUGGGCAAUCUGGCGAAAUUGGGCGUGACAAAUGUUUAGCCACCAAGUGGAUAACGUUAAUUAACGUGAGGGAGAUAGUGAGAGAGGGCGAGAGAGACAGAGACAGGGAGAAGGAAAGAGAGAGCAGUAGUUAUUUUUAUAUAUGUAUGCGCAGGCCGGUUAUAGCCGUUAGAUAACUCUACAGAAUUUAUACGAAGGACUUCGAUAUCAUUUAGCAGAUGGCAGAGGCGACAAGAGGCAGGAGGCAGGAGGCAGCAUGUAAAUAAACCACAAAGCAGCGACCAAAGAAAGUCAUAAAGCAGAAACACAAGUCAGAAUUUAUAUGGCUCGAUGGCAGAAGAAAUGAAAAUGAAAGUUAAUGAAAAGGGAACGCAGCAGUAGAGAGACAGAGAGAACAAUAAUUAAACUACCUAAAUGUUAAGGAAUAUCGAAAAAAAAUACAAAUAAACCGUAACCGUAACCGGAAACCGGAUGCAGGUGCUGUACAGUGAACAUAGUCGUAGCAAAACUAUCAAAAAUAGAAUUGAUGCAAAAUAUCGAUAGCAAAAUACUCACGAUAAAUGUUUGUAUAUCGAUAACAACACUUCAAAAUAUCGAUAACAAAAUCAAACGACAUUUUGGUAACUUAAUGUGCUUAAUAUGAAUGUAAAUUAAUGUAAAUAUAGAGAAAACAAAACAGAAAAAACAACCCUUAUGAAAA